Suillus subalutaceus is the source of this 548-nucleotide messenger RNA. RefSeq lists its product as uncharacterized. Lineage: Eukaryota; Fungi; Basidiomycota; Agaricomycetes; Boletales; Suillaceae. The record is from RefSeq and is a predicted model, not a curated record. The coding region runs from base 217 to 480 and encodes 87 amino acids. The transcript has 2 exons.
UCACUAGGCAAUUACCAUACAAGGCUAUUCAAUGUUGUGUCCCGGCGAUGCGGCGCUUCGAAGCUCGAAAACGUGGUCCAGGAGUCAGGACCCCUGUACCCAAUCUGAACAUGCAUGUGGAAGAGGCCAAAUGGGGCGGGCCUACGAGAACGUAUAAAAGCCCUCUGCCCUCAGUGUAGUGUAUCGACAAAAUAGUCGCUCCUCUUACCACCAAACAUGCAGCUUCCUGUGCUCUUGAGUGCACUUGUAUCUUUCGUCAUUCUUGCUGCGGCGUCACCCACGCCAGGAGCCAUCUCAAAACUUUCCUCUAAGCGAGAGAACCUUGACAUCAGCUUUCAACGUGAUCUCCUAGGAAAGAGUAUGGAGCGUGAGCUCGCGACGGGUCUGAAUGAUUACAGCGAUUAUGAUCAGGUCGACAGGAAGCGGGAUUUUGAGGAUUACUGUUCCAGUGAUUAUAAUGAUGUCGACAAGAAGCGUUAGCUCCAGUCGAGUCUUGUUAAUUACGGUGAGCUCGACUAGGACAACAGACUACAUAAUGUUUGACCGGU